Molecule: messenger RNA, 1025 nt
Organism: Hyposmocoma kahamanoa
Lineage: Eukaryota; Metazoa; Arthropoda; Insecta; Lepidoptera; Cosmopterigidae
Exons: 6
Coding region: 82-621 (179 amino acids)
Source: RefSeq, a predicted model, not a curated record
UCUGGGUUCGUUUCGGCUACCACAAACUACUAAUUAUAAUAUUAGAAAUUUAAUAUACUUACUUGUCUGUUUCAGAUUGCCAUGAAAAUGUCUGGCAAAACAGGCAAGACGUCAAAAAUAGCUGCUGGAGUGCUUUUUACUGUGAACCUUGUUGUCAUGGUAUUGUGCACGCUGCUUUUUUCAUUUGCGCUCUGGAUGAUAUCAUCGCCCAGGACUCUCUCUAAUGCUAUUCAGGGAUUUGGGACGCCAUCAAUGAGGGCAUGCCGAUGCAUUCGCGACAUCGUGCUCGCGCCUGUCGUGCGUGCCGACGCAUCCCCAAAGUUGCCGAAGCAUCCCCAACGCUGCUUAAGCAUCUCCAAGGCUUCCGAAGCAUCCUCAAGGCUGUCUAGAACCCAGCCUCCAGAUAUAAGCAAACUGCCAUGGUCAUGUUGUGGUACAAAUGGAUAUCCAAGCAAUUGCACGAUUUCGAAAAUAUAUCCUAAGAAUUGCAACCAAACAAUACCCCACUGGUUAAGCCGCUACCAAACGGCUACAUAUGCCUCCCUUGCAGUGUUACACAUUCUAAUGUCAUCUUGUGCACUUGUACGACGUACUCGCAGAUCAUCUCUGAAACACAGCUAGCGACUACCGCGCCGCGACGGCGGUGCGGCAUCAUCAUCAUCAACAACGCCUCGCAAGAUACCCCGCCAGUACAUACGGCGUGUAACGCCUGCGUCGGAGAACGAAGACGUGCUUAUGGUGGUGCUUGGCAGAGGACGAAUUGGGUGGAUGAAGGAACCGUAGUGUAAUGAUGUAAAAAAAUCAGAUGUCAAAGCUGUUAAUUUAUUUAUCUUAAAUUACACAGAGCACAAAUUCAAUAACAUACAAAUAGUUAGUUGCGAAUUCUUGUUCUCAUUGCCUUGUGCCCGAAAUGGUAAAAAUAUAAAUGCUUAUAUGGCUUUGGUUAAUACCGCAUAACAGCGAAAGUGUUGAAACAAUCACUUUGGGAAAAAAUAUUUAGUAAAAUUGAGAAUAUACACUGAUUA